AUGCCUUCCGAGACAUACCAAGCCCACCCGGCAGCGGUGCCGGACGGGGGCCGAGACGGAGGUCCCGAUACUUCCGCCCCCCACGACGGCGCCGCCCCGCACCAUUCCGGCCGACCUGGAACGGCCACCAGCACCGCCGAGAUCGAUACCACUCUCGUCCACCCCGGAUCCGUGAAGAUAAAUGUCGAAGGCGCCUUUAUCGUCGAUCAGGGGAGCACUUCGCCGGGGAAUGGCAGAGGCUCCCCUAAUCACGACACGAAGGAUAUCCGGCUGCCAAACCAUACCGCCGUUGUUAGUCAUGUUGCUAUUGACAUUGGCGGCACUCUGGCGAAACUCGUCUACUUCUCUAGGGAAGCACACUCUACCAACCCCGGCGGUCGCCUGAACUUCCUCAUCUUCGAGACGGACCGUAUCAGUGACUGUAUUGAGUUCAUGAAGCAUCUGAAAGCCAAGCAGCAGGCACUCAACGGUUCUAGACCCGGCGAGCUGUGUGUCAUGGCGACGGGCGGUGGUGCCUACAAGUACUACGACAUGAUCCGCAAAGAAGUUGGCGUUAAUGUGCUGAGGGAGGAUGAGAUGGAAUGCUUAAUAAUUGGUCUUGAUUUCUUCAUUACCGAGAUCCCUCGCGAGGUCUUCACAUAUUCAGAAACCGACCCCAUGCACUUCGCCGAGCCGUCAGACGACAUAUACCCAUACCUGCUGGUCAACAUUGGCUCCGGUGUUUCCUUCCUCAAGGUGUCAGGGCCGCGCAAUUAUCAACGAGUGGGCGGUACUUCCCUUGGAGGAGGAACGCUCUGGGGCCUGCUGAGCCUCCUGACAGGGGCCCGCACCUUUGACGACAUGCUUGACAUGGCAUCGCGCGGCGAUAACUCCAAGGUGGACAUGCUAGUGGGUGACAUCUACGGGACCGACUACGGCAAGAUCGGGCUGAAAAGCACGACCAUUGCCAGCUCCUUCGGGAAGGUGUUUCGCAUGAAGCGGGAGGCCGAAGAGGCGGCCGAGGACAGCGGCGGCCUCAACAAUGGUGACAACUACUACCACUUCCAAGAGCAAGAGCAACCACAGCAACACCACCGCCAACAAUCCCGUGACUCCCUACCUUCCUGUGUCUCACCACCGGAGCCCUCGCGAACCGCCGCCAACUCGGCAACCCCCGACCACCCCGACGACCCGUGCGGCAGGCACCCGCAGCCGUGCUUCUCGAGCGCCGACAUCUCGCGGUCGCUCCUGUACGCCAUCAGCAACAACAUUGGGCAGAUCGCCUUCCUGCAGAGCCAGAUCCACAACCUGUCUGACAUCUACUUUGGCGGCAGCUUCAUCCGCGGCCACCCGCAGACCAUGAACACGCUCAGCUAUGCCAUCAAGUUCUGGAGCGGCGGCUCCAAGCAGGCCUACUUCCUGCGCCACGAGGGCUACUUGGGCGCCGUUGGCGCCUUCCUCAAGCGCCAGCCCCGCAACUGGGGCCGCAGGGGCAGCUUCGAGGCCGAGAUGCUGCUGGCCCGGCAGCAGGCGUUCGAGGCGAAGGAGAACCAAUCGGAGCUUGGAGCGGUGAGGGAGCAUGGCGGCAGUAGUGAUGGCGGUAAUGACGAUGCUGUUAUUGUUUGA
Messenger RNA from Phialemonium atrogriseum, 1605 nucleotides. Its product is annotated as fumble-domain-containing protein. Gene Ontology annotation, biological process: coenzyme A biosynthetic process. The transcript has 3 exons. Lineage: Eukaryota; Fungi; Ascomycota; Sordariomycetes; Cephalothecales; Cephalothecaceae. Bases 1 to 1605 code for a protein of 534 amino acids. Gene Ontology annotation, molecular function: pantothenate kinase activity; ATP binding. Gene Ontology annotation, cellular component: cytosol; nucleus. The record is from RefSeq and is a predicted model, not a curated record.